Molecule: messenger RNA, 1890 nt
Organism: Auanema sp. JU1783
Lineage: Eukaryota; Metazoa; Nematoda; Chromadorea; Rhabditida; Rhabditidae
Source: the annotation of a GenBank genome assembly
AUGGACUUACCUCAAGUUCGGGUAUCCAGAGGAAGGUCCGUAGAGCUUGAUGGUCGUCGCAUAAAUGCCGUUUCACCAAUGCAUCUUGGCGAAUCGGUUUUGCAAAAUUUAAUAAAAGAGAAGCAGUCUCAACAACAGCAGCAACAGCAACAGAAUCAUCAAACGACUGUGCAAGAUGAAAGCUCCAAAAUGACCAAAACGGACGAUAAUGAAAUGAAACUCAUGAAGAUGAUUGAAAAGUAUCAGAGUCAGGUCAAGCUGCAACAACAACGAAACCCUUCACAGGCUUCGUCACGUAAUAACCUUCAUAAAAUUGAGAAAAUUGCGAAUUCGCGACCACCCAAUGGGAUUCCUCCAUCCCACAUGAGCCAUUCCCAGCCUUGCUUGAUCGCUAUCACCGACAAACCACCUGAUUAUAGUGUCACGCAACCUAUGAGUAGCCAUCAGUACCAGAGGAGAUCUUCCGGCUCUGGUUCAAGUGACCAACAUGAAGGCUUAGGCAAUGGUUUAGCUAAUCAAAGGGCGAACAAUAAUCAGAAACUUCUUCAAUCCAUACGUGACCAGAACGUACAGCUGAAAAGAGAAGUUGACACUCUCAAGCAUAAGUUGAUUAAGUUGCAACAAAUCGAGACAGCAUAUGAAAGAAUAGAGAGAGAAUAUGAUGUCCUAUUACGUGAAAAAGAACGUCAAGAAGGUUUGGAAAUGACUACUCUCACCCAAAUGGAACGCUAUAUACGACGGAUAUUAGCUGAAAGAGACAUGCUACAAGAAAGGUUAGACCAAGUACAAAACUCUCUUCCGAACAUGCAGAUGCAAAGGGUUACGGUAGAUAAGUACAGUCAACUUAAUAGUUUGUUGAAUGAGGUUUUACCACAAAACGAAGAGCUAAAAGCUUGCAAUGAAAGGCAAAGGUUGGAGAUGAAUGCUCAAUCUGCAACUCUUGAAGAACAACGGAACCACAUUUCAAUGCUAGAGAAAGCCCUAACGAAUGCUCAAGACAGGUUAUCCAAAAAAGAUGAGGCUGUCGAAGAAUUAAGGAGCUCGCAUGAACGAUCAAAGAUGUUACAACGUCAGCUAAAGGAAGUUCUCAUCGAUAAACAAUCAAGAGAUGAAGCUCAUGCUCAGGAGCGAGCUCAGUGGGAGAUGGAGAUUACUCAGUUGCGGUUACAAGUCAACAAAGAUGCUUCGUUAAAUGGUAGUUUAAAAAGAUCAAAUGGAGCGAGAUCAUCUGUUGAUAGCGGUGAUGAAGCAGUAACGCGCCUGAAAAAGUCCUUGUAUGCCCGAGAUGAACGAAUUACUCACUUAGAGAAAACUAUUAUGGAACUUCAAGGGAAGCUUCAUGAUGAAACCGAGCGCAAGAAAGUAGCCUUAGGUGCCCUUAGUGACAAUCUGGAAUCCAAAAUCAAAAGAUUAGAAGAGGAAAAAACUGAAAAGGAUCGAAAAAUAGCUGUGCUAACAGAAGAGAAAGAGAAGUUAGGAGAUUUUUUGGAUGAAAGUAGAGGAACUCACUUGCUAUUUGCAACAUCUCGUGAUGAUGGAGGAAAUCGGGAUUUGGAAAUGAUAGGACAGAAAAUCCAAGAGAGAAGAAGAAAAGGAAGACUGGGACCAACGGGAGGAUUAAUCGGCAUGACUGGCGAUCAUUCGAGAUCUUCUUCAGGAUCCUUACUACAAACAAGUCACCAAAGAACAUCAUCAAUUGGUGGUGCACGUGACUCUAAUUUGCUUAAUGACAAUACUCUUCUUCCUGAAGCAGGUUAUACUAGUAAAUCAUAUGUAGAGCAUAAUGGAAAUAGCGAUUUUACAACAAAAAUAUCGUUUCGAGGAGAGAAACGAGAAGACGAAAACGGGGAUUCCGUAUGGAACGUAUUUUCCAUAUUGGUCGUAUCAUAA